AUGUCGACGGAUGCACCAAACGACCCCAAGCCGGAGGAACCCGCCAGCGAGCACCUGAAUAUCAAGGUUACCGAUGGCAACAAUGAGGUUUUUUUCAAGAUCAAGAGAACCACUCAGCUCAAAAAGUUGAUGGAUGCUUUUUGCGAUCGUCAGGGGAAGUCUCCCAAUUCUGUGAGAUUCCUCUUCGACGGAACUCGCGUUCAGGGUGGGGAUUCGCCCGAGAGUGUAGGUCUUUUUUUGCUUAAAAUUUGCUCCUAUUUACCUUACCCUCUCUUGCCCCGGUUUUUCUCCCGUAUCCCUUAUUAUACACACCUCCAUCCCCAUAGCGACCCUAUCAUCGUCCUGAGACGGGGGGCAAUUUUUUGAGAUUCCUUGAUUUUACUCUUUUUUCUUUCCUCUCAUCAGCCAUUUGCCCCCUUGUCCUCCGGUCUCCGAGAUCAUUGAUUCUUGUUGGAUCACACACCCUUCUCUAAUUUACCCCACACCGCUGUCUCCUUGUUAUACCCGAUAUUACCGGCACCCCGCUAAUGGACAUGUAGCUCGAUAUGCAAGAUGGGGACACCCUUGAAGUUCACCAAGAGCAAAUCGGAGGUGGAUCCUCCUUU
Tuber aestivum (summer truffle) is the source of this 605-nucleotide messenger RNA. The record is from the annotation of a GenBank genome assembly. NCBI's taxonomy places the organism in Eukaryota, Fungi, Ascomycota, Pezizomycetes, Pezizales, Tuberaceae.